GGCUGAAGACGAAAACCACAGGUGGUGCGAGGAUGACUGAGAUGAUGAAGGUUGAAACACAUGAACCUGGUGGGCUCUGCUUGGAGCCCCUCCUGCCUGCAGCAACCGUGUCAGAACUGGAGGAGGAAACACAAGACAGCAAAGAUCUCAUUCAUCAGAUUUUGGUGAUUAAAAAGGUUCCCCAGGACUGGAGCUCCAAUGUGGACAAGCAGGCCCCAGAGCACCCUCUUGUAAAGAAGGAAGAGGAGGAGCUGUGGAUCAGACAGGAGGAAGAGCAGCUUACUGUGAAAACUGAAGAUGAAGAGAAACCUCAGUUGUCAGAGCUUCAUCAGAUCAAAACUGAAGACAAUGGAGAUACAGAAGCUCCAAGCAGCAACUUAGUUAAACAGAUGGAAACAGAACUUGAAGAAGAUGACUGUAGGACUCCAGAACCAAACAGGGGCCCAGUUCCAGUAUGUUUCUCUCAACAAAGUAAGAUUGCUCAGAUUGGAGUCCAAACAGGGCACAAACAUUUCAGUUGCAAUAUUUGUGGCAAAAGUUUCAAAAAUUACACGACUUUCAAAAUGCACAUGAUGAUUCACACUGGAAUGAGGGAACAUAGCUGUGAUUUUUGUGGUAAAGGAUUUGAAGAAAAGCGUGCUCUUCAGACACAUAUGAGACUCCACACUGGAGAGAGACCAUAUGCUUGUGAAGAUUGUGGUAAAACGUUUCAUGCAAAAGCUAUUCUUAAGAUGCACCUAAGAGUCCAUUCAGGAGAAAAACCCUUUUCUUGCUAUGUCUGUGGAACAAGAUUUAAAACAAAAGGAACUCUAACAAGGCACGUGAGGAUCCACACCACAGAGAAACCAUUUGUAUGUCAUGUUUGUAGUAAAGCAUUUUCCCUACAACAUCAUCUAAAGAGGCACAUGAGUGUUCACACAGGAGAGAAGCAAUUUAUUUGCGGUGUUUGCAGUGAGGGAUUUUCACAACAAACUCAAUUAAAGAGACACAUGCGUGUUCAUGCACAGGAGAAGUCAUUUAUUUGUAGUGUUUGUAGUAAACGAUUUUUUAAACAAGAUACUCUGGAGAGACACAUGCGUAUUCACACAGGAGAAGACCCAUUUAUAUGUCAUGUUUGCAGUAAGGGAUUUUCAAAACAAGAGACUCUGAGUGGACACAUGCGUGUUCACACGGGAGAGAAAAUGUUUAUUUGUAGUGUGUGUGAUAAAGGAUUUACACGACAACAGAGUCUGAAAAACCACAUGGAGGUUCACACUGCACUGUUUAGCUGUGGCGACUGUAGCAAACGUUUUGUGAAGGAAACACAGUUAAUGCGGCAUGUCAAACUCCACACAGUGGAGAGGCCAUUUAGUUGUGAAGUCUGUAGGAGCAGAUUUAAUAAAAGGCUCCAUCUUGAAAAUCACAUGCGAGUCCAUUCGGGAGAGAAGCCGUUUGUUUGUAGUGUUUGCAGUAAAGCGUUUUCACGACAUGGAAAUUUGACGAGACACAUGGCCGUUCAUGAAGGCUGCAACUCUUGAUAUUGUCAGUUGGUUUGUCAAAUUUUUUUCAAUUAUUAGGAUUUUGUUUGUGAUUUUCUGUGGAGCUCCAUUAGUUUUUCAUUCUGGAUAAAGAAUGAACACCAGAAUAAUAAUGCCUCCAUUAUUAUUUUGUCCACAUUUACAGUUUUAAGCUCAAGAAUUACUUAACUUAAAAAUGAUAAUGCCUUCAUUUUUAUGGCAUAAUAAUGAAGACGUUAUUAUUAUUAUUAUUAUAUCAUUUUAAACUUAAAAAAAGAGUUGGAAAACAUGUAUUUAAAAAUAUUUCUUUGUCUUUUUAGGGAUGGUUCCAUACUUAAAAAUACUGUAGGCUUCAUAAAUAGUGAGCCAAUAAUGAUAUCAACUGAUGACGCUACCUUAUUAUAUUAAUAUACUGAAAGUCUUAAGAAAUAUUUUCUUCUUCAAUCUCAAAUCUAUCAAACUUUAUCCAAAUGCAAAUAUCAUACUUAAUAAAAGAAGUUGCAUACCUUACACAAAGUAAUGAGAUGAAAAUACAGCAGUAACAAAAAUUGUUUUCCCCCCAUUAUUUUUUGUAAGUUUGUCACACAUGUUUUAGACCAGAUAAAUUUAAAUAAUGGACAAAUUUAUCUUAUUUAGUCACAAAAUGCUGUGUUUUAAUGUAGGUGUUUGUUGUUUUUUUUUGUGAAAGGGAAAAAAUCCAAACCUGAGUCACAACUUUGGAAAAAUUAGUUCAAUUUCUUUAGCCACACCUUCAAUAGGACCUGCCUGUUGUGUGGAACAGAUCUCAAAAGAUCCUCAAAAGCCAGGAAAAGGAACAUCAUGCCAGAAAUGUAAUAUGGUUUUGAAAAUGUAAUGGUCUGGAGCUUUUUUGCUCCUUCAGGACCUUGAAGACUUGCUGUGAUAAAUUGAACCAUGAAUUCUGUUGUCCACUAAAACAUCCUGAAGGAAAAUGUCUGGCCAUCUGUGACCUCAAACCAAAGAGCACUUGAAUUCUGCAGGGGAACAAAAAUCCAAAGCACACCAGCAAGUCCCCCUCCAAAGAACAAAAAUUAAAAUUUUGGAUUGGCCUAGUCAAAGUCCUGUCCUGGGUCUGACUGAAAUGGUGUUUAAUUACCAUAAAAAGGAGGUUAAUGCUUGAAAACUCUCGGGUGUGGCUAAAUAAAAAUUCUGCAGAGAGUGUGCCAAAGUUAUGUUGGAGCUAGAAUAAAUUAAUGUCAUAUUAGUAAUUCUUGUAACAGGCCUUUAAAUUAUUAAACAUAAAAUGUAACAUUCAAGAAAGUUUUGAGGGAAACAAGAUGUAACCCAAUAAAAAGUAUGAGUGUUGGUAUUAAGAGUUUCUUGCAAAAUCUGGAUUUGUAAAAUCCUGAAAUGCCUUUUUAAGGAAAGGUUUUGACAAAGAAAAAGGAAGAAUAAACUCCAACUUGGCACUUUUCAUCCACAAACUUUGCAGGUCACAUUCCCUAUCGUUCAUUGGGUCUUGUUUAAACACUUUAUGAAGCUAUUACUGUAUAAAGUAGAGAGGUACUGUACAGUCAGAUUGGUGUGCAGAUCACUGAAUGUUGUGUGAUUGGCAUCAGAGAAGAUAACUGAGCUUAAAUUCUGAUUUUAUUGCGACUGUUGGCCGAAUCUGCUCGGCCCCACUAGUGACCAUUCCACAUCAUGGUGCUUAAAUAAGAAUAGUAUUUAUGGCUUACACAGCUCUUCUUUCUUUUACAAGAUUCAAUAUAAUAUUUUUAUUCUAAUAUUUUUGGGACACACCAGUUUGGUGAAAGUAUUGAAUGUAAAAAAAAAAAUGUCUCAAGUUUGUUUCUGUAAAUGAAAAGAAUUAUGAGAAAUGUUGACUGAAUUUUUGUCAGUUUGAUACACGGUUACAAAACCUUUGUAAGUAGGAAUAAUCGGUUUGUUAAAUAAACACUAAAAUGUC
Molecule: messenger RNA, 3420 nt
Organism: Xiphophorus couchianus (Monterrey platyfish)
Lineage: Eukaryota; Metazoa; Chordata; Actinopteri; Cyprinodontiformes; Poeciliidae
Product: gastrula zinc finger protein XlCGF57.1-like
Exons: 2
Coding region: 33-1517 (494 amino acids)
Biological process (GO): regulation of transcription by RNA polymerase II
Cellular component (GO): nucleus
Molecular function (GO): RNA polymerase II cis-regulatory region sequence-specific DNA binding; DNA-binding transcription activator activity, RNA polymerase II-specific
Source: RefSeq, a predicted model, not a curated record